GCUCGACACGAUGCUGAUCAUUACACACAUGAUUGACGGAGUCGCUGUCAGGGCAUUGCCAGCGACAAGAACGUGCUGAUGCGGUCCGGCAGUCGUAAUGGCUCCAUCGGUUGUCAUCAGGCAGACCGCGCCGUCCAGAUUGCCCUCCAUACUCGCUGGGCGAAGCCGAAAUUGUAGGUUGUGCUAUGUCUUGCCGGUCACGAUGGUGGAUCUUAGCGAUAUGAAGGAGACGAUUGCACUACUCUGAAUAGGCGACUUCCCGGGCAGCAAGCCAGGCGAGGAAUACAAAAGCGACCGACUCCCGCAACAACCCUGCCGACAACCUUUUCUCCUUGGCUUGUUUCAAAUAUCGUGACCUCUAUUCUCAGCAGGAAAUGAUCUCUUCAACCCUGUUCGGUCUCGCCUCACUUGCGAGCGCUGCUCUCGCCGCUGCUAAUUGUACUGGCAUCAACGCGAUUUCACCCAAAUGCGCAUCGAAAGAAGCACUGCACCAUCGCGACUUCUUCUACGUCGGAGGACAUUACGUAGCUGGAGCUGCUGGUAAUCUCACUUAUGACCAGCUCUAUGUCGAGAAGUUGACUCCAGCGCGUGGAGUCAAUCAGAGCAGACCAGUAGUCUUGUUCCAUGGUGGAGGCACUUCUGGUGUGACAUGGCUUAACACGCCCGACAAUCGCAAGGGUUUUGCCUCUCAUCUUCUGGACUACGGCUAUCAAGUCUACAUUGUCGAUCAAACUAGUGUCGGUAGAGGCAGUGCGGAGAACCUUAAUGACUACGUUAUGCGCAUUGGCUCCACUGCUGAGAUCAGUGAGAAAGGAUUUACUGCACCUGAGAUUACCAACGCCUACCCACAGUCGCAACAGCACACUCAGUGGCCUGGCUCAGGGUUGAAGGGUGAUCCCAUCUUCGAUGCCUUUGAGUCGACAUUCAUUCCUUUGACCAGCAACCUGACUGUUCAGGAGCUGUCUAUGAGAUCCUCGGGAUGCCAGUUGCUGUCUCUCAUCGGUCCCUCAUUCUUGGUUUCCCACUCCAUUGGAGCCUUACAUCCCCUGCUCCUCUCUAAUGACUGCCCUUCUUUGGUCGCUGGCAACAUCAAUCUUGAGCCGGGAAACAUUCCCUUCCAGUCGUACGUCGGAAAUGCCACGUCCUCUGUUGGUCGUACGUCCGCUCGUCCUUGGGGCAUGACGAACACUCAUGUCACUUACGAUCCUCCGAUUGCCAACUCCUCCGAACUCGCCUACAAACUCGUGGGCGACGACACACCUGCCAAUCGUAGCUGCUACAUGCAGACUGGAACCAUUCACAAGCUCACUGAGGUUGCCAAAGUCAAGUAUGUCGCUCUUACUGGUAGUGCUAGUCCGCAUAUCACCUACGAGCAUUGUGUAAUCGACUUCUUGCAGCAAGCUGGCGUUAACGCCGAAUGGAUCAAGCUAGCUGACAAAGGCAUCGUUGGUAACGGUCACUUUGGAUAUCUCGAGUUGAAUAGCCCUCAAAUUGCUGGUGUCGUUCAUGAGUGGAUUCAAUCAAGCUGCUGAGCUGUAUGUAGAUGAAUUUGUAGUGAACAUGCUAUCUCCCUACGCAGACGUCAGUGAAUUUCGUUCACAGCUUUCAUGGCGUUUUUUAUCCAUGACAUCUC
Messenger RNA from Aureobasidium subglaciale EXF-2481, 1633 nucleotides. RefSeq lists its product as uncharacterized. The transcript has 2 exons. Bases 375 to 1532 code for a protein of 385 amino acids. The record is from RefSeq and is a predicted model, not a curated record. NCBI's taxonomy places the organism in Eukaryota, Fungi, Ascomycota, Dothideomycetes, Dothideales, Saccotheciaceae.